Molecule: messenger RNA, 804 nt
Organism: Alternaria incomplexa
Lineage: Eukaryota; Fungi; Ascomycota; Dothideomycetes; Pleosporales; Pleosporaceae
Exons: 2
Coding region: 1-804 (267 amino acids)
Biological process (GO): endoplasmic reticulum to Golgi vesicle-mediated transport
Cellular component (GO): TRAPPII protein complex; TRAPPIII protein complex; TRAPPI protein complex
Source: RefSeq, a predicted model, not a curated record
AUGUCCAACAUCCUGCCCCUACACCACUCGUACUACCCCUCGCGCCAGUCGUCCCUCUCUCGAUCCGUAGACACUGCGCAAAAGCCAUCUACAUCCUCCUCUGCGGCCACGAUCCGUCCGCAACCCGGCACACAAUCGCAACCACAAGGGCAGCACAUCGCAAUGAGCGGCACCCCAAGCCAAGGGCCUGGGCUGCGGUACCCGUCGAAUAAGAAGAGCAUAUAUGACAGGAAUCUGAACCGGAGUAAGAAUGCGGAGCUUAGUAGAGCGGCGUUUGCGUACCUCUUCAUUGAGAUGAUUGCGUAUGCGCAGAAGGGCGCGAAGGAUGUGGGGGACUUGGAGCAGAGACUGAACACACAAGGCUACCCCAUUGGCCUCCGCUUACUCGACCUUCUCCUCUCCCGUACUGCCAACCCCCUCGCGAGCAUUCGGCCCACUCGUAUCCUGCCUCUCCUCCAAUUCAUCGCACAACAGCUAUACCGCUACCUAUUCGGUCGACCCGCGGAUGCAUUAGAAAAAUCUGGCACCGACCCAGGACAGUACAUGCUCUUCGACAACGACCCGAUGGUCAACCAAUACAUAAGUCUGCCCAAAGAACUAUCGAGUUUGAACUGCGCGGCCUUUGUCGCGGGCAUAAUUGAGGGUGUUUGCGAUGGUGCGGGAUUUCCGACCGAGGGCGUGACUGCGCAUAGUGUAGGCGACGAAGAGGGCAAGGGACUGUGGCCGGGAAAGACGGUCUUUUUGAUCAAGUUCAAGCCCGAGGUGUUGGAGAGGGAGGAGAUACUGGGCAGGGGUGGGGGCUGA